AUGACUCAGUUUCGAACGUUAACAAUUUUACUGUUUUACUUGGUUCUGAUUGUUCAGUCGCAACCUCAGUUCAAUCCUAUCAAUGACCUAUUGAUUGGUGAUACAAAUUUGGUUGGUCCAGGAGUUCGUGUUCGAGUCACCUCGUCUGGAACCACUUAUGUAGCCACUAUCGUCGCUAAAGCGUUAACGCCCGAAGUGGCAACCGCCAGAAUGCCGUUCGAGCCAAAACCAGCGGUGAUCCCCUCUCUGCCUACUGUGUCGAUUUCGUCUAUGCAACUGAGACUCUUCCAAAUCCCUGAUACCUUCGAUGUGACACCAAUGUCACCGAAUUUGGUCGCUGUUAACUUAAGGAAUAUGAACCUUAGUGUCGCCGCCUUUGGAUCGGGACAAGUUGACGAUGUUAUGGUGGAAGGACCGCUUGAGAUUCGUACAAAUAGGUUUCAGCUGGAUGUGAGAGUAGAGAUUAAGAGAAAUAGUCGUGGAAAUCCAAGCUUGAAGGUGGAUCUCUGUCGUGUUGCUGCGAAUAUCCCUGUAAUAGUUUCCGUACAGAAUGCGUUGACACCAGAAAGUGGUGGAAAAUUUGCGGAUGCUCUAUCACGUGAUGGUCAUAUCAUAUUCGAAAAUCUCAUUUGCCCACGAAUAAUUUUCUUGGUUGAGAAGAGGAUAAACCAACGUUUUGGACUACUCGCUUCGAGAAUCGCUCUCGGAGAUCUGAACAAUUUUGAUAUGGUGAAAAGUCUGCUCGCUUCACAACAGGAAUUCCGGCGACGAAGCCUUCGACGAAGGCAAUUGGUUGCACGAGAUGUGCCGCUUCAACCGUUAAAGAGGCGUAUGGUAGAAAGACAUGCAAGAGAGCGACGUCAGAAUCGUUUCCACACAUUUUUAAACAAUUUCAAUAUGUCUCGCGCCGAGUCGCUUAUCCUCGAUUACGGUAUGAUGGAUGCUCCGAUGAUCUCAGCACGUGGCAUUGAAAUGGCGACGUCAGGCGAAAUCUCCUCACCGGGAACUCGUACUCCGUUCGGACCACGACCAGUUUCACUCCCACCACCAUCGCCGAAUUUUCUUCUGCAACUAGCCGUUUCCGAUUUCGUGCCGAAUUCACUGAUAAUCGGGCUAUUCAACACGCGUAUCGAUCACAAUACACCUCAAUUUGGGCCGGUGAUGAGGACCACUUGCGAUAUGAAUACUGGAUCGUUGUUUUGCGUGGGCGAUCUUUUCCCAACGCUUAGAGAUUUGCUACCUAAUCGAGCCGUUGCUUUCUUGUUCUCCACCGUUAAAGCGCCCGCUUUUGUGGUUAGACCACCUGAACGAGGCGGAAUUCGCUUUCAGCUCAUGGGUCUCAUAGAAGUUGUAUCGAUCGAAAAUAACGGCGAGACACCUAUUGGUUCCAUGGAAAUUCAUAUAGAUGCAUCCAUGAAGAUGCGAAUGACGUCGCGAGCAGUACGCGGACGAGUUAACCUCGAAACUAUUCGAUUUAUCACUCGCUCACCCCAGUAUCUCGUACAGGAAGAACUAGACGACGCUAGUUUCCUGUCACGUGAGAUUCUUCAACGUAUGGUUAACGAUAUCCUCAAGCAAGGUAUCCCUAUUCCAGUGCAUCCACUGUUCAAACUACAGAAACCAAACUUAAAAUUGGGCGAACGAACCAUGUUACUGGAAACAAACUUCCAACUCAAUCAGAAUCUCAUUCGACAACUUACGGGAGAGAAAUUGGCUUGA
This is a messenger RNA of Necator americanus (New World hookworm), 1719 nucleotides long. RefSeq lists its product as uncharacterized. The transcript is spliced from 16 exons. Gene Ontology annotation, molecular function: lipid binding. The coding region runs from base 1 to 1719 and encodes 572 amino acids. NCBI's taxonomy places the organism in Eukaryota, Metazoa, Nematoda, Chromadorea, Rhabditida, Ancylostomatidae. The record is from RefSeq and is a predicted model, not a curated record.